Messenger RNA from Chondrus crispus (carragheen), 492 nucleotides. RefSeq lists its product as hypothetical. The transcript has a single exon. Lineage: Eukaryota; Rhodophyta; Florideophyceae; Gigartinales; Gigartinaceae. Bases 1 to 492 code for a protein of 163 amino acids. The record is from RefSeq and is a predicted model, not a curated record.
AUGGUGACACGCGUCUGCCCACACGACGCGCCUGCCAUGCUCGCGCUCUUGAAGCAUCGAGGCCGGCGGGUUGUCAACGUCGAUGGCAUGGAAUCCGACGGUGCAUAUGCCGCGUUUGUGGCUGUCGCAGCAGGCGCGUUUGCUCCAGUUAAGGCCUCCAACUCGCGCAUAGGGAAGCUCUCCAUUCCGGGAGACCCGGACGUUCACCUGUUGUGGGGGCAGACCGUCCCGGACUUUGCCAGAAUACCGUGGGAUGACCCGUUUACGCUGGCAAGUUAUGCUGAUGCAUAUGUCAUGUCCGUGGGCGCUGGGGAUGACUACAUCAGCGCCUGGAGCCUCGCCAUGGCCGUCCCAUGGGCCGUGGAGGGGGAGGAGAUCAAGCAGAUGUCGCACUGGAUGGACAAGUUGGACAUUCCGGAUGACAUCCGCUACGCUGACCUCCUGCCCCAGGUACUCACACGCGGUAUUACCAGAUGGGCCACGCAUGCAUAG